This is a messenger RNA of Cynocephalus volans (Philippine flying lemur), 2633 nucleotides long. RefSeq names its product prion protein (Kanno blood group) (gene PRNP). Gene Ontology annotation, cellular component: membrane. The record is from RefSeq and is a predicted model, not a curated record. Bases 210 to 974 code for a protein of 254 amino acids. Gene Ontology annotation, biological process: protein homooligomerization. Lineage: Eukaryota; Metazoa; Chordata; Mammalia; Dermoptera; Cynocephalidae. The transcript is spliced from 2 exons.
GGCUGCACCGCUGCACCUCCGCACCGGAGGUCUCGCCGUAAUUGGUGCCGCGCCGACCUUCGCCUGCGAGCAGCGCCGCCGCCUCGCUUCCCCGCCCCCGGCCCCGCCUCCUCGGCCCCGCGCGCCGCCCGCCCUCCGCGCCAGUCGCUGACAGCCGCGGCGCUGCGAGCUGCUUCUCCUCUGCUCCCGGCCCAGGCAGAUCAGUCAUCAUGGAGAACCUUGGUUGCUGGAUGCUGGUCCUCUUUGUGGCCACAUGGAGUGACAUAGGCCUCUGCAAGAAGCGACCCAAGCCUGGAGGAUGGAACACUGGGGGGAGCCGAUACCCGGGCCAGGGCAGCCCUGGAGGCAACCGCUACCCACCCCAGGGUGGUGGUGGCUGGGGGCAGCCUCACGGUGGCGGCUGGGGGCAGCCCCAUGGUGGUGGCUGGGGACAACCCCAUGGUGGCGGCUGGGGACAGCCUCAUGGUGGUGGUGGCUGGGGUCAAGGAGGUGGCACCCACAGUCAAUGGGGAAAGCCCAGUAAGCCAAAAACCAACCUGAAGCAGAUGGCAGGCGCUGCCGCAGCUGGGGCAGUGGUGGGAGGCCUCGGCGGCUAUAUGCUGGGGAGUGCCAUGAGCAGGCCCCUCAUACAUUUUGGCAAUGACUAUGAGGACCGUUACUAUCGUGAAAACAUGUACCGUUACCCCAACCAAGUGUACUACAGGCCGGUGGAUCAGUACAGCAACCAGAACAACUUCGUGCAUGACUGCGUCAACAUCACGGUCAAGCAGCACACAGUCACCACCACCACCAAAGGGGAGAACUUCACCGAGACCGAUAUUAAGAUAAUGGAGCGUGUGGUUGAGCAGAUGUGUAUCACCCAGUACCAGAAGGAGCAGCAGGCUUAUUACCAGAGAGGCUCAAGCCUGGCCCUCCUCUCCUCCCCGCCUGUGAUCCUCCUCAUCUCCUUCCUCAUCUUCCUGAUAGUGGGAUGAGGCACGUCUUCCUGUUUCACCAUCUUUUUCAUCUUUUUCCAGGUUGGGGAGGGGGUGUCCACCUGCAGCCCUUUCAGCAGUGGCGUCUCAUUCUUGCUUCUCCUUGUCCCCCAUAGGCUAACACCCUUGACACUGAUGGGCACUGGGAAAUGUAGAGUAGACCUGGGAUGCUGUUUAUUCAGGCCCCCUUUGAUUGAGUCCUUCACAGGCCCAUGCUAGUGCUGGCCCAGGAAAAAUAUAACAGCAAAUAAUCCCUGGUUAUUCUAGGCUUAUUUUUAGUCUACUAUAACAGGUUGAGGCUAAAACAUCUCAAAACAGCCCUCAGAUACCUUUGCCUGAAUACCUCUAGCUCCUUCAGCAGCCAGGACUCAGCAUACCAGUGCCCCAACUUAGCAGUGGUUUUAUAGCAAUUUAGAGAAAUUUUCUCAUCCGUUUUAAGACAACCUGACAGCACUUCUGCCAAGUUUGGAAGGAGGCCGCAUGGUACUCACUCAAAAAAAAAAAAAGCAAACACGAGAAAUCCUUAGCUCUCGGGCCACAGGCUUCGCCCACUGGAGCAUGUGCUGUGUCCACAGAGACUGUGGCAGCCCUUGGCCUUUUGCAGUGCGGGCUGCACAGAGGCUGUUGCAUCAAGAGUAAAUACUGUGCAACACAAGACCACUGGCCAGAGGACAUUUUCACAGGGAAUGAACAUUACUGUAACAUAAGUGAAAAUCUUCUGGGACUGAAAAAUCUAACAUCUGGGAGUGGUACCCUGAGAGACACCUCCCAUUUUGGAUGAUUAAAGCACCUACAUGUGGCAUUCCUUUUGUUAGUAACAUAAACUCUAGAUAUUUAAGGCGGCAAAAAUUAGAUUACCUUCUACACACUGAAAGCAAAUCUCCUUUGUUCAUUUACUUGGAAACCAAAAUGAUUUUAAUGUUGUUUGGGUGAAACCAGAAGACUUUAACAUAGAGGAAAGCUGCAGUUGUCCAAGCACAGUCGUCACAGAGGAUCACGUAAUGAAGAAAAUGGUUAGUGUGCAAAGAAAAGAAAUGCUUCCAUUCCUUCAUUUCUGGCUCAUAAUUGUCAAAAACCAGAAUUAGGUCAAGUCCUUAGUUUUUGUAAUUGGCUUUUGAAUUAAAGAGUAGGAAGACAAUCUAAAAAAUACGUUGGAGAUGAUAGAAAUAUGAUCUACUUAUAGUAGAAAAGGAAAUUCUGUUAAUGUCAUUUAAGUAAGGUAAAAUUACUCCCUGAAUUGUUCAACAUUGUCACCUAGCAGAUACAUAUUACUGUUCUGCAAUGUCAUUGGUUUGCAUUGUGUGGGUAUUCUAUGUAAAAAAAAAAAAAUACGUAUAUAUAAAAUAUAUAUUGCUUUUGACAAACUUAGAAGUUUCUUUUAGAGCAGUUUAAUAACUGAAGUAUCUAAUGCAUUAAUUGUUUUGUAAGGUACUAAAUACCUAAUUUGUGGGAAACCCUUUUGCAUGGAACUUAGGCUUACAAUGUGCACUGAAUAGUUUUGUAUAAGAACCCAAACUGGACACCGUUAACUGGUCUUUGAAAUGUGCAUGUACUUUAUAUUUUCUAUAUUUAUAACUUUGCAUGUACUUGUUUUGUUGUACACAAAAUUUGUAAAUGUUUACUAUCUGACUGAAAUUAAAGAAGCUAAGAUGAACAUCA